CAGAUUAUGUCCACAGUAAAGGGCUCAAGAUUGGGAUUUACGCUGAUGCUGGGGUAACAGAGUUAACUGACAGUUCGAAUUUGACAAAUUAUAGAUCAUCAAAGAUAACAUAUGUCAGUAAUUUGUAAAAUUUAUGAGAGCUGAUUAUUUAUUGUCCUAAAACCUCACUCAUCAUAACUAAUUCUGUAAUCCAACAUAUGUUAUCAAUAUCUUCUCUCUUUUUUUGAUUAGCAAAAAGAAAGGGUAUUAUUGAUGCAAAUAAAAGGAUUCCCUAGCUUGUAAAUUGUUCCAUUUAUGUAUUAUUGUUUUCAGGACAUUGACUUGUGACAAAAGGAUGCCUGGAUCACUUGGCUACGAGGAACAUGAUGCCAACACCUUUGCUUCAUGGGGAAUUGAUUAUUUGAAGUAUGACAAUUGCCACAAUAAUGGAUUGAGUCCACAAGAAAGAUAUUCGACAAUGAGUAAAGCUCUCCUUAAAACUGGACGACCCAUAUUCUUUUCCCUAUGUGAAUGGGGCCAAGAAAACCCAGUGACUUGGGCAGCUAGCAUAGGAAAUAGUUGGAGAACAAAUGGAGACAUUAAAAACACUUGGAAGAGGGCCAAUUGUUCCAAUUAAUGCAACGUUUACAAAGUACAACACCACAUUUCAUUCGUUGUAUCAAACCCAACAACGUUCAAUCUCCUGGAAUGUAUGAACAAGUACUUGUGCUGCAGCAGCUAAGAUGCUGCGGGGUCCUAGAAGUAGUUCGAAUAUCAAGAUCUGGCUUUCUUACCAGGAUGACUCAUCAAAAGUUGGCCA
Molecule: messenger RNA, 799 nt
Organism: Camellia sinensis
Lineage: Eukaryota; Viridiplantae; Streptophyta; Magnoliopsida; Ericales; Theaceae
Source: RefSeq, a predicted model, not a curated record